This is a messenger RNA of Frankliniella occidentalis (western flower thrips), 876 nucleotides long. RefSeq lists its product as uncharacterized. NCBI's taxonomy places the organism in Eukaryota, Metazoa, Arthropoda, Insecta, Thysanoptera, Thripidae. The coding region runs from base 171 to 605 and encodes 144 amino acids. The transcript has 2 exons. The record is from RefSeq and is a predicted model, not a curated record.
GUAUGUAUAUUGCAGUGUCUAUAAGUAUUUAUAUAUUACAAUGUGUUACUAUUUUGCAACCAAAUUUAAUACCUGUAAUGUUUCUUCAAAGGAUGGCACAUGACAGUUGACUGCUGGCAGUGAAAUUUCCUGGCAGGCAGGCAGGCAACAAAGUGACUGAAUUGGAUAAAAUGGAUGGCUUGCCAACAUUUCCUCCAGCCCCACCUCGUACCGAAACAAACACAUCUAUGGAAAAAUUGCUGCUAUGCCACUCUGCUUCCGUCCAUCAGCGGCAUCCACUGAAAGUCCGUGGCAGGCACAGUAGGCAAUGCACUACAAUUGCAGCAUUGUGUUUUGCAAAGCUAUGCACCUUGACAAGUGUGCCUUAUCGAACCUGUUUAAAUUCCAUCAUUGAAGAAGGCGAUGAGUACUAUGUAAAGUGCGUUCAAACCCAGGGACUCCCCACGACCCAACUCAACUGUGAUGAACUCCUCACCACCUUCAAUAUAAAUGGUUUGGUACUUGAAGUAAAUAUUGAUCAGGUUGGAGAGGGUCAGGUUAAGGACUCAGUUAAAAAGAAUUUAUCUGCAGUUUUGAAGGCUGUUCACAUGUAUCCUGUAAACUAGUUGGUGAGUGUGGGCUGCUUUUUAUUGGGCAUGGGAAAACGAAAACUGUCUCUUGCAUUCCCUUAGGCAACAAUCACUUUUGUUUUUUUAACUCCCAUUGUGUUGAUUCCAACAAUAACAUUUGCAUGGUAGACAAGAGAGGGGCUGCCAGGCUUUUCCGUUGCUUGGGACCAAUUGCUGCAGCCACUUGUUUGUUAACUGACCAUUCUUUGGGUAGUGCCUAUUGGCAAUUGUAUGCCCUGAAUAUGCAGUAUUGAACAUUGUUUUUAUU